This is a messenger RNA of Magallana angulata, 826 nucleotides long. RefSeq names its product paired mesoderm homeobox protein 2-like. Gene Ontology annotation, biological process: regulation of transcription by RNA polymerase II. The transcript has 4 exons. Gene Ontology annotation, molecular function: DNA-binding transcription factor activity, RNA polymerase II-specific; RNA polymerase II transcription regulatory region sequence-specific DNA binding. The record is from RefSeq and is a predicted model, not a curated record. The coding region runs from base 1 to 666 and encodes 221 amino acids. NCBI's taxonomy places the organism in Eukaryota, Metazoa, Mollusca, Bivalvia, Ostreida, Ostreidae.
AUGGGAAUUUCCGAGCCAAAAAAAGUUCCUACUCGAUCCCGAAUUAAGUACCGUCAAGAUCAGCUGGAGACUUUGGAGGAAUCGUUCCGUUCACACCAGUACCCAGACUCUGAGAGUAUCGAGAACCUGGCAGAGAAAGUGGGCGUGUCGUCAGAGAGAGUGGCGAUUUGGUUUCAGAACAGACGCGCUAAGUUCAAGCGCGAAUCUAAAGACGCUCAGAUGAACUGGAUGAGGAAACAGUUCUACACAACGAAUCAAGACGUCCCCGUGACAUCAGAGAAUAAUUCACAUCUCAUUUCCUGUAGCCCACCCGAGAUGCAUGGAGAAAGUCGACUGCAGCCCGACCGUCUUCCAUCGAAAAAUUUCCACUAUUUACCGAACUCUUUGGCGGCCCGUUCGGACGACGGAAACUCGUCUUUCUCCUCCGGAGCUUCUUCGUCACCAAGUCCACCAACAGUGAUGAUGACGUCACCAUCACCUUACUCCAUACCACAAAGACAAAACAUUACAGAGUACCCGUCAUCUUAUCCAGCCUUUUACCCACAAUACAUCUCGGACUAUCAACAGUCGUACUUCCGGCACUAUGCUCCUCCCCAACCCUUGAUGCCAGUCAACCAAAUGCAUUUGCCGUACACGUCAGGGUAUCAAAUGAUGACGCUCCAAUGACGUCACUAGGAAAUUUAUUUCAUAAUGACAUUGACUGAAUAUGAAUUAUUAUAAAUUAUGUACAUACUUGAUCGACCGUUGUAAAUGUGCUACUCUGAUAUAAAGAAAUUAGAAUAAAACAAUUAUUUUAUUAUGUCUUGUUGUGUUAUAUACCGGUAUU